AUGACGUUUCUUGACAAGUGCACUUUGUUAUCGUGCCGAUUAUUUUCAAUAUUUUGUACAAGAAAAAAAUUCUCGUGUAUCAGUGUAAUCAAUUUUCAUAUGGAUAGUAGAAAUGAAACAAAAUCAACUAUGGAAAUCACGAACGUACCACCCAUUAUUUCUAUAUACCGGCACGCACUGAGGACAUUCGAUGAUAAGUUCAACAGCGAAUUCACAACCAACUUGAACAAAUUAAAAUACUUGAUGGAUAUGCUAAGAGCUGAUGAUUUGGGUUUCGACGAUGGACUCAGUGAGCCAACGUUAUGGAGAAAGCCGAACAAAGCGCCUUGUACAUACAUAGAAGUGUUUCAAAAUAGUGAUAUAAACAUGAGUAUUUUUGUGUUAAAACCUGGCUUCAAGAUGCCUUUACACGACCAUCCUCAUAUGCACGGACUGUUAAAAGUGAUUGUGGGUGCUGUUAAAAUUAGAAGUUUUUCUGAAUACCCCUUAAAGGACGCUGUGAAUGAAUUGGACUUUGCCGUGCGUGCGAGGCACGAAGCCGCUCGCUUGGCCCAAGGUAUUCAUAGACGUAGAAGAUUGUUUGCGAAAGUGAGUCAUAAUCGAAUAUGUAGAGCUAACACUGAGACAUGUACCUUAACACCUACAGUUUCAAAUUAUCAUGAAAUAGAGGCUUUAGAUAUGCCAGCAGCAUUUUUCGACAUUCUCUCACCACCUUAUGAUACAUUAAUUAAAGAUAUAGGUCCAAGAAGAUGUCGAUAUUAUAAUGUAGCCAAUGAAGUAAGCGCUAAUGUUGUAGAAUUACAAGAAAUGGAUGUUCCAAAGUGUUUUUAUUGUGAUCAAGCACCAUACUUAGGACCCAUACUUGGCUAGGUACAAAUUUCUUUAGUAUUAGUUAGUGUUUCAAAUUGAAUACUUCUGUUUAAGAGACCAUUUUUCUAACUAAUAUUUAUAUAAUAAUAAAUUUCAUGCUUAUGCGUUAACUAGUGGACUAACAUAAGUGUGAAAAGAAAUGGUCAAUUAAACAGAGCAAUGGGUAUAAAAAGUUAUGUGAGACAAAAUCUAUUAAAUAACAGAUGUGUUUCCUAUACUUUGUACUUUUGCAGAAAUGCCAGAUUAAUAUUUAUUGAAAACAUAAAAAAUUAUAGCUGUGUAUAUUUAAAUAUUUUACAAGAUUAUGAGCCAUAUACUAUUGUAACUUACACUCAUUAAGAAGUUUUACAUAAAUAAUAAUAAUGUCAUAAAAUUAUAUAACAGAGGAAAAAUAACCUUCUGCAUUAGGUUUAUGUAUGAAUCAUCACAGAAUAUGCAUCACAGCAAAUCAUCAUAUAUAUCACAAAAGUUUGUCUUUAUGUUAUAGAAAAAAUCAUUGAAUUAAAAUUAUUUCCAUUAUAUUGAUCUAUUUGCAUAUAAGAAUUGUAUUAGAUUAUGGACUAUAAAUAUUUAUUUGUUCUAUAUGUAUAUAUGUUAUAAAGAAAUAGUGAAUUGAAUUAAAUAAUGAUAGAUUGAUAUAAACAAGUAUUUUGAUGACAUAAUUUUUCUAUUACUUACCAUAUUGUAGAACAUUGAAUGAAAAAACAUAAAACUUAUCUCAGGGGAACUUAACUGGCUACUUAGUUGACUAGGCUCUAUGUCUAUGAUUUUAAUGCUACAUUAAAAGUGGAAAACUGGCUCCAUUUUUACUUUUACAUAUAUCUACUUUUUAAAAUAUAUACCUGUCUUACAAACACUACUUUAUCAUCUAUGGAUCUUUAAAGAGCAUUGAGCUUUAGAUGUGAGGGUAAAUUCUCUCCAUUCAGAAUGAUUCCAAGUAUCCUAUCUUAUAAAUAUCAGGAUAAUUUUAUUAUGGAAUAUCCUAUUCAAAUUACGUCUAGGAAAAAUAAACAAUAUACUUCAUUAUAUAACUAAAAGUAUUAUUAUUGCUCUUGCUUCAAGCAAGUAAUAAAUAUAUGUAUCUGGCAAUCCAGAAACAUAGGUAGUUUCAAAUGUUAUUCUAAUUGAGAUUACCUGGACAAUUUCGAUAGUGCAAAUCAUUUUGUGCCUUCUUUAACAUAAACACAGUAAAAUACUAGUAAUGUGUGUUAAUUAAAAUUACAAACUAAGUGAGGAUACCAACACCAAAAUAAGUUACCAUAAGACUUAUACCAUUUCAUAUUGUGCAAAUUGUUAAUAAUAAAAUAUCACAUUAUAAAUAUUAGAAAAUAUUCUUUAUAUACCCAGUUAAGGUAAUUUGUAUAUGUUAUUUAUUAUUAUUUAUUUUACAAAGCACAUGCCUUAUUACACUAUUGACAUUUAUCACAUUCCAUUAUUAUACCAUAUAAUAAUGAUACCAGAAUUUUUAACUUCAUUUACAUAUUUUAUAUUUUACAAUGUAGUUAAAAGUUUAUUAUAUUAUGUAUGAUUGUUAUAAUAAUACAGUAGUACACCACAUUAUAGAGGGUGUUUAAAUGUUAUAUGAUAUUACAUACUAAAGAAUAAUAUCUUAUAAUUUUAGCACUGGUAAGAUAAACAAAACUUAUUACGUAUUUUAUCUAUAGAAGAAAAUAGACAAUCUCCUAGAAAUUAUUUAAUUAUAGUAGUGUAAAAAAGGUUUUACGUUUCAUAAAACUGUGUUUGUAAAAAUAAAGUAACUUUACA
Molecule: messenger RNA, 2634 nt
Organism: Achroia grisella
Lineage: Eukaryota; Metazoa; Arthropoda; Insecta; Lepidoptera; Pyralidae
Product: 2-aminoethanethiol dioxygenase
Exons: 1
Coding region: 1-870 (289 amino acids)
Cellular component (GO): mitochondrion
Molecular function (GO): oxidoreductase activity, acting on single donors with incorporation of molecular oxygen, incorporation of two atoms of oxygen
Source: RefSeq, a predicted model, not a curated record